This is a messenger RNA of Nerophis lumbriciformis (worm pipefish), 19449 nucleotides long. NCBI's taxonomy places the organism in Eukaryota, Metazoa, Chordata, Actinopteri, Syngnathiformes, Syngnathidae. The record is from RefSeq and is a predicted model, not a curated record.
AUGAUCGCUGCCGUGUUUCUGGUCCUCCUCAGGCCGCUUAGUGUUCAGUGCGCGCUGCUGUUGUUGUUGCUUUUACUCGGGACCGUUGCCACUAUUUUGUUUUUUUGCAGCUGGCAACGUAACGUUGCCCGCGGGAAGCAGCCUGUCAAAUCAGUGCUGUCAGGGCGCUCGAAGAGCCGCGGUGAGUUGGGCCUCCGAACGCAUCAUUUUCGGUCAGAGGGCUUCAGACACAGUCCACGUCACUCAAGGAGAAGCUCACAUGCUCGCAUAUUGGAGGAAAAGUCCAAUCUGGUCGAGGUCCCCAGAAAUGAACCUGAUUCUCCAUCGAUUCUCAGGAAGCGCAAAGUGAAGAAACGUGUCCUACCGGAGUUUUAUCAGUCUGUGCAAGUCACCCCGACACGCAAAAUAAGCUCCUGUUCGGGGAACCCUUCCCUCCACUGCUCCAUGUCUUCCUCCGCGGAUUUAUCCGAGGAGGAAGAUUACAGCGUCAAAUCUGGGUCGGCAUCACCGGCACCUGGCGACACUCUGCCAUGGAACCUGCCCAGACACGAAAGGUCCAAGAGGAAGAUCCAGGGAGGAUCCGUGCUUGAUCCGGCUGAGAGAGCAGUGCUCAGAAUCGCAGAUGAAAGAGACAGAGUUCAAAAGAAGACAUUCACAAAAUGGAUAAACCAACAUUUGAUGAAGGUACGGAAGCAUAUAAAUGACCUGUAUGAAGACUUAAGAGAUGGACAUAACUUGAUAUCGUUGCUGGAGGUCUUGUCCGGAGACAAACUGCCGAGGGAGCGCGAUGUGCUGAAGACAUUGCGGUUGGUGAGUGGGACAGAAGCAUGUGCAGUUGGGCGGCAUGGAGACGUGCUGGAUGAUGACAAGGGGCCUCGAGAAAGAGGAAGGAUGCGCUUCCAUAGGCUCCAGAAUGUGCAAAUAGCGCUGGAUUAUUUAAAGAGACGGCAGGUCAAACUUGUCAAUAUCAGGAAUGAUGACAUCACAGAUGGCAAUCCCAAACUUACCCUGGGAUUGAUCUGGACCAUAAUACUGCACUUUCAGAUCUCAGAGAUUCACGUCACAGGCGAGUCCCAGGACAUGACAGCCAAAGACAGGUUGCUGCUCUGGUCCAAGCAGAUAACUGAGGGCUAUGUCGGUGUUAGAUGUGACAAUUUUACAACAUCCUGGAGGGAUGGGAGGCUUUUCAAUGCCAUUAUUCAUAAAUACAGACCUGACUUAGUUGACAUGAGCCGGGUGUCUACCCAGACCAACCGAUCCAAUUUAGAGAACGCGUUCGGUGUGGCUGAGCAACUAGGGGUGGCCAGACUGCUAGACCCAGAAGACGUCGAUGUUCAGUCUCCUGAUGAAAAGUCCGUUAUUACGUACGUCUCAACGCUGUAUGAUGCCUUCCCUAGAGUACCGGAGAACGGAGAUGGUAUUAGUCCCAAUGAAAUUGACAUCAAAUGGGUGGAGUACCAGAACAUGAUCAAAUACCUCAGUCAGUGGAUCAAGCACAAUGUUACUGUAAUGAACGAUAGAUCAUUCCCCAACAAUCCUGCGGAACUAAAGGCACUUUACACGCAAUACCUGCAAUUUAAAGAACACGAGAUUCCACUGAAGGAAAAUGAGAAGACAAAAAUAAAAAAUUUCUAUAAAAUGCUAGAGGUAUGGAUCGAGUUCGGACGCAUACAUUUACCACCAGGUCAUCACCCAAAUGAUGUAGAAAAGGAGUGGGGAAAAUUAAUUGUUGCCAUGCUGGAAAGAGAAAAGAGCCUGAGGCCCGAGGUGGAACGGCUUGAGACGCUGCAGCAAAUUGCCAACAGGGUCCAGCGAGACUGUGUUCAUGGCGAGGACAAGUUGGCGGUGGCAAGAAAUUCCCUGAAAUCGGAUGUUAAACGUCUCGAAUCUGGGAUCCAAUUCCUAAAUGAAGCCGAAAUCGCUGGCUACCUUUUGGAAUGUGAGAACAUACUGAGACAGCAAGUAGUGGACAUCCAAGUACUUCUUGAUGGAAAAUUUCCAUUCACAGAUCAACUAGUUCGAAGGGUUUCAAACCUACGAGAUGAUCUUCUAUUCCUGAGAGCGGAAUGUGCCAAUUUGUACAGCAAGGGUCGCACCCUAACGACCGAGCAGACCAAAAUGAUGAUCUCGGGCAUUACACAGAGCUUGAAUUCUGGCUUGUCCCAGAACAUCAGCCUGAAUCCGGCCUUUCCUCCUGUACCCAGCCAAGGAGGGUUCAAUUCUUCCACAUUCACCUCUAGCCUUACACCGUCUUUGACUCCUGGGCUGCAGUCUGCUUCAGAGCAAACUUACAUGAGCAGUGCUAGUAGCAUGGAGCCAGACAGCCUCAGGCAUAUGACACAAAUGCACAUCCCCAAGCCCUUAAUGAAGUCUUCAUUGGCUGACCCCAGCUUGACAGAAGAAGAGGUGAACAUGAAAUAUGUUGAAGACCUUUUGAAGUGGGUGGCUGACAUGCAGUUGCAGUUGGACCGCGCAGAGUGGGGAUCUGACAUGCCAAGUGUUGCAACUCAUUUAGAUAACCACAAAUCAGUACAUAGAGCCAUAGAAGAAUUUGAAAUGAGUCUGAAAGAGGCAAAACUGAGUGAGAUUCAGAUCAAUCUACCUUUGAAGCUAACCUAUUCAGAAAAAAUAAGCAGUUUAGAGAAGCAGUACGAAAAACUAUUGAGUUGUUCAAAGGAGCGACAAAGCCACCUGCAGAGCCUGCACGACUUUGUGUCGCAGGCAACAAGUGAGCUCAUCUGGCUCAACGAGAAAGAGGAAGAGGAGGUCGCCUUUGACUGGAGCGAUCGCAACAGCAACGUAUCCAAGAAAAGAGACUAUCAUGCUGAUCUGAUGAAGGAGCUGGAUGAAAAGGAGGGAGUAAUCAAGUCUGUGCAGGAUUUUGCAGAACGUCUGCUUUUUAGGAGCCACCCAGCCAAGUUAACUAUUGAAGCAUACAGAGCUGCCAUGCAGACGCAAUGGAGUUGGAUCUUGCAGCUGUGCUCAUGCGUGGAACAGCACCUCAAAGAAAACGCUGUUUAUUUUGAGUUUUUCAGCGAUGCCAAAGAAUCCAUGGAUUUCCUUAGGGGCUUGCAAGACGCUAUUCAGAGAAAGUACAGGUGCGACCGAACUAGUAGCUUGCACAGACUGGAAGAUCUCAUUCAGGAAUCCAUGGAAGAAAAAGAGCAGCUUCUUCAAUACCGUAAUGCUGUAGCUGGGUUGAUGGGUCGGGCCAAGAAUAUUGUGCAGCUCAAGCCUAGGAACCCUGACAGCCCUCGUAGAGCUUCCAUCCCUGUCAAAGCGAUCUGUGAUUAUCGACAAAUCGAGAUAACCAUUUAUAAAGACGAUGAGUGCGUGCUGGCCAACAACACUCAUCGGGCCAAGUGGAAGGUCAUCAACCCUGCAGGCAAUGAGGCCAUGGUGCCUUCUGUCUGUUUCACUGUGCCCCCACCCAACAAAGAGGCUGUAGAUAUGGCUUCAAAAACGGAGCAAUUAUACCAGAAUGUUCUUUCGCUAUGGCAUCACUCCCAUAUCAACAUGAAAAGUGUGGUGUCUUGGCACUGCCUCAUGGCUGAUAUACGCACCAUCCGCCACUGGAAUGUAGCAUCUUUUAAAACAAUGCUACCAGGUGAGCAUCAGCAAGUUUUGAGCAACCUUCAGUCUCAUUUUGAUGAGUUCCUAGAAGACUGUGAAGAGUCUGAAGUGUUUACCGUGGCAGACUGUGCUCAGUUAGAGAGAGAUGUCGCGGGCUGCAAAGAAUACUAUCAAGAACUUCUCAAAUCUGCAGAAAGAGAGGAACAUGAGGAAUCUUUGUACAAUCGUUACAUCUCAGAAAUACGCAACUUCCGCAUGCAUCUGGAAGCCCAUGAAGAACACCUGAUCAGGCAAAUCCGCACCCCACUGGACAGAGACGACGUUUACCAGAGUCUGCAGCGCAUUAAUGACCAAGAGAGGAAAAUGGCAGAGCUGGUUAAAUUCAAAGAAGACCUGGAUGCAAUGAAGGACAAAUGUGAGGUGUUCCUUGCACAAGCUUCUGGCUUGCCAUCAGCACCGACUCUCUCUUCCGAACUCGGCAUUGUGGUUCAAAGCAUGAGCCAAGUGCAAUCCAUGUCUUCUAUUUACAUGGACAAACUGAAGACCAUGAGUUUGGUAGUGAAGCAUAGCCAGAGUGCAGAGGCGUUAGUGAAGACCUAUGAAUCCAAACUCUAUGAGGAAGAUGUUGUGAACUCUGACCUCCAGUCUAUUGAAACGGUCAUCUCCACCCUCAAACAAUGGCGGACAGAGAUUGAUGAAAAGCAGGAAGUAUUCCACAACAUGGAGGACGAACUGCAGAAAGCACGACUCAUCAGUGAUCGCAUGCUUAAGGCCCAUAACGAGCGUGACUUUGAGUUGGACUGGCAUAAAGAGAAGGUCGAUCAACUGAAUGAGAGAUGGCGCAAUAUUCACUCCCAAAUUGAUACCAGGCUGAGGGACCUGGAUGGUAACAGCAAAUCUCUGAAGCUUUACAAAGACUCCUAUAGUAGUCUUGACGAAUGGGUUCGAGAAGUUCAGGCAGAACAGAUGAAGGCCCAAGAAAAUAAACUGGAAGAUGGCAAAGCUCUCACAGAAGUGUUGAACAAACAGAAGGUGCUUGUUGCUGAAAUUGAACAAAAGCAGAGCCAGAUUGAUGAAUGUCAGAAGUACUCUGAACAGUGCUCAUCUGCCAUUAAGGAUUAUGAGCUUCAGUUGAUGACCUUCAGAGCGAUGGUGGAUUCCCAACACAAAUCUCCGCUCAAGAAACGCAAAAUGCAGAGCUCCUCUGAUGCCAUCCAGCAGGAGUUCAUGGAUCUUCGAACCCGCUAUACGGCCCUUGUGACCCUCAUGACACAGUAUGUGAAGUUUGCAAGUGAAACCCUGAAGAGAACAGAAGAUGAGGAGAGAUCAGUGGAUGAAGAGAAGCGAGAGCAUGGUGAUAAAGUUAGCAAACUCUUAGAUUGGAUGUCUAAUGUGAAAAAGAAUGUAAGCAAUGAGGGAAAUGCUUUGAAAGAUAGUAAUGCCAACACAGAUUCUUCAAAUAACUCCCAGGUCUCUUUGGAGGAAAUGGUAACUAAGAAAGAGCAGGUUGCAGAAGCGAUUAGGGCCACAGAAAUUAUGCUGAGCAAACACGGAGAAAAAAUGUCAGAGGAGGAGAGAGAAAAAGUCCAGGAACAAUUGGAGAACCUCAACAAGGCUUACAAUGACCUGUCCCAGCAUUGUUUGAAUAAGCCUGCACUUGAAAAGGAGGAUAUGAAAUCUAUCAUUGGCAAUGGCUGUAUUUGGACCCAAGCAUUUGACGGCCUGAGUCAUGACAAAAUAAGCCUUCUCCUUCCGACUUCAGACCUGUCUGAGCCUGAGUCUCAUCUUAUUUGGGAUGAUGUUCUCAAACAACAUGCUCCUCACAAAUCUACAACUGGAAAUCAGUUACUGGAGUAUAACCUGGAGAGCAAGUGCAUAGACGGUUCACAUGUGACCUCUGUAUCCAUCUGCGAUGUAGCAACAGCAGUAAGGGAAGCCUCCAUGUUGGAAGACCUUGUUGUGAAAAUAAUAGAGUUCAACCAAGUCAGUGAUGGACUGAAUGUGGUCUAUUCAGGAGAUACAGUGACCCUAGAGAUGGCAUUUCAGGAAGGGUUGAUUCCUGCUUCUGUUUAUCUUAAAAUUCUUCAACGACAAAAGACUUGCCAGAAAAUGAUGCAUGACCCUUCUAUUGCAAAUGAGUCCCAUUUAGAAGACAUGCAGGUUAAUAGACUGAUUUUGAAAUGCGUACGCAGCAAUAGAUCGCAGACAGAUAGGAUUGUUCACACCUUGACAUCUGUCUGUGAUCGGGACAGAAUAGCAAAUCUCAAUCCCAAUGAGGUGAAUGUCGCUGACCAAGCAACGGAGGAUUUAAAUUCAACCCAAGAAGCUUAUUUGUCCACUGGGAACAGUGGCGAAAGAAUAACGGUGGAUGCUAUGGUUCAGUGUGAUUUAAUGAGCUUUAGUAGUACACUAAUUGUACUUGGGACCAGGCAUCAGUUCAUUGGCCUUGUGUUGCCUAGGCCGAAAGAAUCCCAAUUUUGUGCCACAUCAUCAAAGUCCUAUGAGAAAUCCAUCAGUGAUGUACUUGACAGCAGUCCGUUUAGCAAACGUGGGGAAAUUUCAGCUUUUUACAUUCCAGAAAAUACUGAGGUUAUGGACGUCAAUUCUGCUGUACAAAAUGGCUACAUUGAUGUCUACAUGGCAUAUGUCUUAAAAUCCAUCGAAAUCCCUGAAAAGGUUCUCAAUGUUGAUUGCCUUAAUGAAAGGUUUUCAUCGUGGCUCAUGUGUAGAAAACUGAGAAUUAAUGGACGUUGCCAUGCCGAAGAUCUUUUUACUUCUUCGGAGACAAAGCAGCUCUUUGUAUCUUAUUUAAUGCUCAACAGUUACAUCGACUUAAAGUCUCAGCACAGGGUUUUAAUACUUGACAAGAAGUUAACUAAGAUGGUACAGUUUUUUCUUGAAGAUUCAGUAUUUUUGGAAAAUCUACAACACAGUAUGGAGCCUUGGGCUGUGAAUGUUUCAGAGCAAAGUGACCUAGAUGUACCCUCCAUAAGUGAGAACUCAGAUGUGAAAGACGCAAACACAAGCAAUGAAAGGUUUGAUGAUAGUUUAUAUAUUGAGGAUCCAGAUGAUGCUUAUGAUAGUUGCACCAGUCCUACUUCCCAAGAGAUUCCUGUGUUACCUGCUUUUGUGAAUAAACAAAAUGCCAACUCACCACCUGAUGUCACCAGCUCAACUAAUGGGAUCAACAUCUCAUCGGAUUACAAGCAAGGUGUUCUGGAUGAAGUGGGAUCAUCAUUAUGUGUUGAAGGAGUCAAAGGUUUUGAUGCACAAGGUACAAACAAUGAAAAGAAAAUUAAUAAAGAUUUGGAGUCAUCCGAAGUCGUAACUGGAAAUAUUCAAGAGGAGUCUUCUAUCCAAAGUAGAGAUGAAAAGAAAGUUUAUGCUUCAAAGGACGCUGUUCAAGUGAAGUCUGAUAACCCAAAUCUAAGAGAUGAAGACGGGUAUGAUGCCACACCUUCAAAAGAUGAAGAGAACUCCUUUCCUCCAAAUGGAAAAGAAGAACAGAACUCAGAUCAUCCAAAAGAGGAAGGGGAGUCUGAUGCUCCUGCUAUCCAGUUGCAGAUUAUGCAGGAAAUGAUGGCGAACCUUCAAACUAAUUUAAGAAGCGAAACUUACUCUCUGGAAUGCAUCAAGGAAGAGAGGGCAGAAGAUGAAUUGCUGGCAGAAAUGUCUUGUAAGCCUGCUACCAAAAUUGUAGAGGAGAUCAAGAAUUCGAUCUUCUCUACACAGGAUUACCUAGAGUGCAUUGGAAGACUCCAAGAUCAUGCGGAUGUUUUAGAUGAUCUCAGAAAAGAUCUUCUUAUUGGGGACCCAACUGGCAAUGGGGAACCAACUGGCAAAAGCAUGGAAGAAUUAAAGAUGCAAAUGGAUGAAAUUCAGGACACUGAGAGUUCUCUGCAUCAGGAAGUCAAACUUAAAUUAGAGGAUGUCACAUUUGCUAUCCAGAUUUUUGUAUCCGAGCAUGCUCACUUGUUGAGCCCAGCUCAGAGCAGUUGCCUUCUUAAGUAUCUCAGCAGCACUCAGAGAGCCUACAGGGACCAGACGGGCAAACUUUUAGCGCUGAGGUGUACCUUAGACGUCCUACUGGACACCAAGGAAAGGGAAUACCAGGAGAAGUCUAUUGUGGAAAGGCACCAAGCGAUUUCAGACAAGUUAGAAGAAAUGUGUGAUAGUCUCACUUUGACAGAGAACCGUCUGAUUGGUCACCAACAGCAGGCUGACAAUACAGAGUGUGUCACAGACCUGCAGCAGUACCAGCAGGAGCAUCAGGCCUUGCAAAAAGAUGUCUUGACAAACGCCACUGCUUUGAAUGAGGUCAUCUCCAGCACUAAAAAGUUUCUGGAAGAAAAUCAGGGCAAGCUGUCAGCGGACCAAAUAGCGGAUAUUGAGACAAAAUUGGAAGAAGCGAAUGGCAAGGCCAAGCUUAUCCAAAAGCAAGCUGAAGAAUCCAGGAAGGACUUGGAGAAGGUUGUUACUACCGCUAUAAAACAUGAGAGUGAAAAGGCUGCAGCUGUUGAACGUCUUGAGGAAAGCAAGAAUAAAAUAGAAGGUCUACUAGAGUGGGUCUCCAAAAUUGGAGAUAAAACUGAACGAUGUACUGAUGAGGCAGACUUCAUAAGCAAAGAGAAUGGAAAUCUGCCAGAGGAAACAUUAGACAAGCUACGGAAAGGAGAGAAGGACGACGCUAAUGGAAACACUUUGCAUCAAAGUGAAAGUGGUUUUGACGGGCAAAGUGAUGCCUGCAUGGACAUUGACAAGCAGUAUGAAAGAGUCAAGGCUCGUCACCAGGAGAUACUUUCCCAGCAGCAGGAUUUGAUCAUGGCCACCCAGUCAGCCCAAGCUCUUCUCGACAAGCAAGCCAAUGUUCUCUCUUCAGAAGAGAAAGAUAAACUACAGAAGAACAUCCUGGAACUGAAGGAACGUUACGAUGCUUCCCUCAACCAAGCUGAGCAGCAGAUGAAGCAGGUCCAAUGUGUUCAGGAGGAGUUGAAGAAGUUUCAAGAUGAUUGUGAAGAGUUUGAGGACUGGUUAGCGCAGGCUGAACGCGAGAUGGAGCAGUUAGCUGCCUCAGCGGGUUCCCUAAAAAUCCUCAAUGAUAAACUCCUCCGACAGAAGAGCUUCUCAGAGGAUGUCAUCUCUCACAAGGGCGACCUUCGUUUCAUCACUAUUUCGGGCCAGAAAGUUCUGGAUGUGGCCGAAGCAUGCGGAGUCGCUGACCCAAAGUCUAAAAAUGGCCUGAUGCAAGUUGAUACCUCAGGAACCUGUUCUGCUGUCAAGGAUAAACUGGGCUCUGCAGCCAGUCAAUACAAGACACUUCACACAAAGUGCAACCAGCUUGGCAACAACCUCAAAGAUAUUGUUGAAAAGUACAAGAAGUAUGAUGACUCCAGCACAGGCCUACUAAAGUGGCUUGAAAGCGCUGAGGAGGAGGCGAGGAAACAACAGUCCGAGGCAAUCGCUGCUGAGCCAAAAAAGCUGCAGAUACAGCUAGAAGACACCAAGGUUUUACAAGGUCAGAUGAGCGGACAUCAGACUGCUAUUGACACACUAUCCAAGGCAGCUGAUUCUUUGAUCACAUCUGAUGGAAACCUGUUGAGCAACUUAGACGAGAUCCAGGAGACAGUAGAUGACAUAGUGGAGCGAUAUGACAAUUUGUCCAAGGCUGUGAGCGAUCGCAAUGAGAAGCUGCAGAUCACCUUGACUCGCUCCAUGAGUGUCCAGGAUGGACUGGAUGAGAUGAUGAGGUGGAUGGAGGGAGUGGAGGCCAGUGUGAAAGAGAAUGGACAAAUUCCAUUGGACUCUGCGUCUCUAACAGACAUGCUAAGCAAAGAAACGGCUAUAGAGCAGGACAUCGCAAGUCGCCAGAGCAGCAUCGCAGCCAUGAAAUCGAAAGUGAAGAAGUUUUCGGAGACAGCCGACCCCUCCUCUGCGGCUCUCCUACAGUCCAAGAUGGACGCUCUCUCAAAACGGUUCUCAGACACCUGUGACAAGCAUAAGCAGAAAGUUGCACGCCUUGAAGAAAUUAAAGAUAAAGUGGAAGAGUUUGAGAAUGUUGCAGAAAAUGUACAGCAGUUUGUUGUGAAACGUUCGCAAGAUCUGUAUGAGACUGACGGGCCUGGGAAAACAUUUGAAGAACUCGCUCAGCUAACACAGAAUGCAAAAGCUGAGAUGGUUGAACAUUACGGUAAUGUGGAGAAGUUGCAGACCCUUUCCAAGGAGCUCUGUGAAAUGAGUAAAGAUGGUAACAGAGCACAGAUCCAGAGCAAGAUGGACAAUCUCGUAAACAUCUUCAGCACUUUCAAAGACACAGUCAAAGAAAAGGAUGAGGAGGUUUCAUCCUGUCAAGACUUGCUGGGAGAGUUCAGGGCUGCGGCCGGUCUUUUCAGCAAGUGGCUGGAGGAGACCAAUGAGAAGGUGCCUGUGGCGGAGAAAAGUUGCAAUGCUAAAAGUUUGGAGAAGGACUUCCAAAUAGUCACUGGUUUGCUGGAAGAAUGGACAUCGAAAGGUCCUGCUCUGCAGGACUUGAACACCAGAGGAGCUUCUCUAUGCAAUCGGAUUGCUAGUCUCACAUCCCCUGCCAAAGCUAAGAUCACUAACAAGACAGAGCUGAUGACAAUCCAGCAAAAUAUGUCAUUCGUCAACGAGGGCUAUUCCUGUCUGGGUGACACGCUGAAGCGUCGAUCCGCCGAACUGGGUGGAUCGGUGCGGGAGCUGAAGGAUGCCAAAAAGGAGACUGAACACAUGAUGACAUGGCUGGAGGACAUGAAAAAGACCGCAUCCUCUUGGAAGAAUGGUGCCACAGAGAAAGAUGCAGUGAAAACACAGCUUGAACAGCAGAAGGUGUUUGAAGACAGCAUGAAGCAGAAGAAAGAGCAGCUCCACAAGGUGAGGGAGAAGCUCACUGACUUGAUUGAAACUCAACCAAACUCACAGGAGGCAGAUAAAUGGAGGCAGAUGUUGGAAGAGAUAGAUGCUGCUUGGGCAGAUAUCAGUGGCUCGGUGUUGGAAAGGAAGCAGCACCUGGAGCAGUCCAACAAGAAUCUGGAUAUUGUCCAAAGCUCUCAAGUUCAGCUUGGCCAAUGGCUGUCAGAGAAGGAGCUGAUGAUGAGUGUCCUUGGACCGCUCUCAAUUGACCCCAACAUGCUUAAAAUGCAGAAGCAACAAGUCCAGAUCCUCCAGAAUGAAUUCAAGAGCCGCAAGCCUCAGUUCGAGCAACUCAAGGAAGCUGCCUCUGCCAUUUUAAACUCGUCGGAUAGCCAAGACCCUUCAAACGGUAAGCUGGUGAGAGAUCAGCUCGCUACAGUCACCGACAAAUGGCAAGGACUUAUCGGGCAGCUGGAUCAGCGAGACGGCCUCAUCGACCAAGCUGUGGUGAAGACGGGAAUGUUCCAAGAGCUACUGAGUACUCUUGGCCAGACAGCUGCUCAACUUGAAGAUCAGCUCGGCAGACAUCAGGCGAGUAGUACACAACCCGAUGCGGUGAAGAAGCAGCUGGAGGAUGUCCACAACAUCUCGCUUCAACUGAGAGAAGAGAAGCCGAAGCUGAAGCAGGCCGAAGCUGUUCAUGCAGAUCUUAAAGCGAUGGUGACUGAGGACUAUCUCAAAGCUGACUUAGACAGGCAGUUGGAGAGUGUCAGCAAACCUUUCAAACAGUUGGAAGAGAGAGCAGCCAAACAAAUUGAGCAGCUGAACUCAACAUUCGCUAGCUCUCAGCAGUUUCAUCAGACCUCUAAAGAUUUCCAGUCCUGGCUGGCUGAGAAGCUGCAGGAUCAGUCGAAGCCUCGGCCCAUCUCCGCCAAAGUGGAUGUUUUGCAAAAAACUCUGAAUGAGCAUCGUAACCUGCAGUCGGCGCUAAUCGAGCAGAACACUACUUACAGUACCAUAGCAGGGGAAGGAGAGACGCUUCUUCAGAGCACUGACGGUGCAGAAAAGUUGGCACUCCAAGGUCAGCUGUCUCUCCUCUCCUCUAACUGGCAGGAGGUGAAGAAGAACACCGAAGUGCAUGCUGACAAACUUAAGGCUGCUCUGCAGAGAGCUCAGAAGUUUGAGGAGCAUGUUGAGAAACUCAAAACUUGGGUGAAGGACUGUGAAACCAGUGAGGGUGGAGUCAAACUCACUCUUGACCUUGUUGCUGUGGAGAAUGCGGUAACUCAAGCGAAAGCCCUUCAGAAGGACGUGGAUAAGCACAGAGGGAUGGUGGAACAGAUGAACACUGCAGCAGAGAGCCUUCUAGAGUUGGCUGAUACUGACACAGAGGGAGUUAAAAAAGAGGCUGCUAGCAUCUCUGAAAGAGUGGACUGUGUUUUGGAAGGUCUUCAGAAUAAAAAAGAAUCCCUGGAGAAAAUCUCUUAUGCAAUUAAAGAAUUUAAUGAAGGCUCCAAAGAGGCCAAGACUCAUCUAGAAGGAGCUAAGACACUUCUAGAUUCUUAUGAUUCACAGGGAGUUCAUGCAUACAGCAAUAAGAACUUGACCAACAUGAAAGCCCAACAAAAGAGCCUGGAAGGAGUGCAAAACCAACUAGAACACCUUACGAGUUUAGCAAAGACUCUUGUAGUCGAUCUGCCAGAUGUUGAUGGAGUGACAGACCUCUUACUGCAAGUCGACAGCAUAGAAAAGGAAUACAGCGUCCUUAAUAAGAGGCUAGAGGAGAAAUGCCAGAACCUGGAAGGUAAAUUGCAGGGCAUCGGGCAGUUCCAAAAUAGUAUCCGUGAGAUGUUCACCCGCUUCACAGACCUGGAUGAUGAGUUGGACAGUAUGGCUCCUGUGGAUCUGGACUUGGUUGUUCUGAAGAAGCAACAGGAGAACAUUGACAGCUUUGUAGCACAACUGCAAGAGCUGAUGGUAAACACAGCCAAUGCAAAGGAUGGAUGUAAGAGGAUGCUUGAGACAGACUCGUCACCUGACCUCUUGGGCCUGAAGAGAGACCUGGAUGCGCUGAGCAAGCAGUGUGGCAAGCUGAUGGACCGGGCCAAAGGCAGGGAGGGGCAGGUACAGAGUACACUCAUCAAGCUUGAGGAGCUUUGUGGAAAACUACAUCGCUUGGAGGAUCAGCUUUCCAGAGCCGUGGACAAAGACGCGUCACAAGGAGCGGUCGGCAUGGAGACGGACAUCAUCAAUCAACAGCUGGAAGCCUUUAAGGCGUUCCAAAAGGAAGACAUCGAUCCAUUGCAGACACAACUCCAUGACAUCAACUCCCUCAGUCAAGGACUGAUCCAAAACGCUGCCCGAGGCACCAACACGAAGAAGCUUGAAGAUGACCUGGAGAAGAUUAACACAAAGUGGAACACGCUUAAUAAAAAGAUUGCUGAGCGCUCAGCCCAGCUGCAUGAAGCCCUGUUACAUUGUGGAAGGUUCCAUGAUGCUCUGGACUCUCUACUCAGCUGGUUGACCGACACAGAGGAGCUCAUGGCCAAUCAGAAGCCGCCUUCUGCUGAGUUCAAAGUGGUCAAGGCACAGAUACAAGAGCAGAAACUCUUACAGAGGCUGUUGGAUGACCGUAAGCCCACAGUGGAGUUGAUAAAAAAUGAGGGGGGGAAGGUUGUGGAACUGGCAGAGUCUGAGGAUAAGGAAAAGGUUGCAAAAGAGGUGCAAUCCCUUGGGCAGAGGUGGGACACUCUGCUCAAGAAAGCUGAGAACAGGCAUAAGCAACUGCAGAGCAUUUUGGUGGUCACUCAACAGUUCUACGAGACUCUCGAGCCUUUGAGUGACUGGCUCGCCAUAACAGAGAAGCGGCUCUCCAACUCAGAACCACUUGGCACAGAGACAUCAAAACUGGAAGAUCAGAUCUCCCAUCAUAAGGCCAUUGAAGAGGAGAUUAUGAAUCACAGUAAAGAGCUGUUUCAUGCCGUCAGUCUGGGUCAGAUGCUCAAAGCUGUGAGCUCAGUUGAUGACAAGGACUUUGUUCAGUCCAAGCUGGACGCUACGCAGGGUUCUUACUUUGAGCUGCAGGAGCGCUGCAGGAGAAAAGCUGAGAUGCUGCAGCAGGCCCUGGCUAAUGCCCACCUAUUUGGAGAGGACGAGGUGGCGCUCAUGAACUGGCUCAGUGAGGCACACACGCGAUUGAGUGAAGUAUCUGUGGAGGACUACGUAGUAGACACUCUUGAAAAGCAGAUGGCUGAACAACUGGCCCUACAAAGUGAUAUUGAAUUGAGGAAGAAGAAUGUCGACCAAGCCCUCUUCAAUGGGAUGGAACUAUUAAAGCAAACAACAGGUGAUGAGGUUGUUGUUAUCCAAGGGAAAUUGGAUGGUAUAAAAACAAAGUACGCUGAGAUCACCUCCAUGAGUGACAAUGUUUUGAACACAUUAGAACGUGUUUUGAGUCUCUCCACAAAGCUGCACCAUACACAUGAGGAUUUGAGUUUAUGGCUAGAAAAGGCAGAGGCUCAGAUCAGUUCUUAUAUGGAUGAGCAGCCAAUCGAUGAGCAACUCACUCAAGCCCAAAACAUGCAAAAGACUUUGCUAAAGGAGACAAAAGACCGAAAGGCUGUAGUGGACAAGCUGAAUGAGUUGAGUUCCUCCCUCUUGGAUCUCAUCCCUUGGCACACUCGAGAAGGUCUUGACAAGCUAGUGACAGAAGACAAUGAGCGAUACAGAGCUAUCUGUGACAGCGUCGCUCAGCAGGUCGACCGGAUCAACGCCGACAUUCUUAAGUCACAGCAGUUUGAAGAAGCAGUAGAAUCUGAACUAGCAUGGCUCAAGAAUGCUGAGAAUAAGCUGCUGUCCAUGGGAGAGAUCAAACUGGGGCAUGACCAAACUGCAGUCCAACUACAAGCACAUAAGGUCUUUUCUAUGGACAUAAUGAGACACAAAGACUCUGUUGAUGCAAUAGUUAAAAAAGGAAAAGCCAUCAUGAGCAGCAAAAAGCCAGAGGAAAAAGAACUAUUAAAGGCCAAGACCCAGACUCUGGUCGAGAAGUAUGGUGCGGUGAGUCAGCUGAACUCGGAGCGCUCUCUCCAGCUGGAACGAGCCCAGUCUCUCGCGAGCCAGUUCUGGGAAACCUAUGAAGAGUUGUCACCAUGGCUUCAGGAAACCCUGAAGAUCUUUAAGCAGCUGCCCCCACCUGCCAUCGAGUAUGAUGCGCUCAGGCAGCAACAAGAGGAGCUCCGGCAAAUGCGAGAGCUGAUUGCCGAGCACAAACCACACAUUGACAAGAUGAAUAAGACCGGACCUCAGUUAUUGGAACUGAGCCCAAAGGAAGGGCUGCCCAUCAGAGAGAAGUACACAAAAUCCGAGCAGCUAUACACCAAACUGAAGGCUGAUGUCAAACAAAGAGCUGCUGAGUUGGAUGAGGCCAUCUCUAAAUCCACUCAGUUCCAUGAUAAAAUCGCCCCAAUGCUGGAAUCCCUUGAGCGGAUAGCUGAACGCCUGCGUCAGCCUCCCUCCAUUUCAGUGGAGGUGGACAAAAUCAAGGAGCAGAUAACAGAAAAUAAAUGUGUCAGCGUGGAUUUGGAAAAACUGCAGCCUUCCUAUGAGACCCUGAAGCAGCGAGGAGAAGAAAUGGUUGCGCGAUCAGAAGACAGAGAAUUAUCUGCCAAAGCUGUACAAGACAAACUGGAUCACAUGGUGUUCCUGUGGACCGAUAUCCAAGUCUUGCUGGAAGAGCGAGAGGCUAAGCUAUUAGAUGUGAUGGACCUCGCUGAAAGGUUCUGGUGCGAUCACUGCGCACUGAUUGUCACCAUUAAAGACAGUCAGGACCUCCUAAGGGAGCUAGAGGAGCCUGGAGUGGAUCCUUCAGUUGUCAAACAACAACAGGAGUUUGUGGAGGGUUUUAAAGAGGAGAUUGACGGGUUUCAAGAGGAGCUGGAUUCAGUUCGAAACCAAGGUUCUGAGCUCAUGACAGCCUGCGGAGAACCUGACAAACCAGUGAUAAAGAAAAGCAUUGACGAGGUGAACUCUGCAUGGGAAAAUCUCAAUAAGACUUGGAAAGAACGAGUUGAGAGGCUGGAAGAGGCCAUGCAGGAUGCAGUGCAAUUCCAGGAUGGCCUGCAGGGUAUGUUUGAUUGGGUGGAUAUCCUGGAGAGCAAACUGGACUCCAUGUCACCUGUGGGCACCGAUCUAGAAACUGUCAAGCAGCAAAUUGUUGAGCUGAAGGAGUACAAAGUUGAAGCGUACCAGCUGCAGAUAGAAAUGGAGCGCCUGAACCACCAGGCGGGCCUCCUGCUGAAAAAGGUAACCGAUGAGACUGACCGAUGCGCCAUCCAGGAGCCGAUGUACGAGCUCAAGAUGCUGUGGGAAAACCUGGAUGAGAAGAUCAUCAGCCGACAGCACAAACUUGAGGGAGGUCUAUUGGCACUGGGACAGUUCCAGCAUGCGCUGGAUGAGCUGCUGGCCUGGAUGAGCCACACUGAGGAGAUGCUCAAUGAGCAGAGAAAGGCAGGAGGAGACCCUAAAGCCAUUGAGAUUGAGCUGGCCAAACAUCAUGUCCUUCAGAUUGACGUUUUGGCUCACAAAUCAACAGUUGAGACAGUGAACAAAGCAGGCAAUGAUCUUGUGCAAUCUAGUGCUGGAGAGGAAGCCUCUUGCCUAAAGAGCAAACUGGAGAACCUAAACCAGCGCUGGAAAGCCAUUCUGGAGAGGACAGAGCAGAGGAAGCAGCAGUUGGAAAGUGCUCUGCUCCAGGCCCAGGGUUUCCAUGGUGAGGUGGAAGAUAUGCUGCAAUGGCUGAAAGACACAGAACGUCAGCUGUUGGCAUCAAAGGCUGUGGGAGGCUUACCAGACACAGCCCGCGAGCAGCUUAACGCCCAUCUGGAGUUGUGUUCUGCCUUGGAGGUGAAGGAGGAGCUGUACCAGGAGUUGAUGACCAAAGGUCAACAGCUGCUCUCUAUUACACCGGAAGGCAACACAGAGCAGGACCUUGCAAACCUGAAGGAAAAAUGGGAUGUGACACAAGCCAAAGUUGCUGAUCGGAAGGUGAAACUGGAAGAGGCUUUGACGUUGGCCACAGAUUUCCAUAACUCUCUGCAGGACUUCAUCAACUGGCUGACCCAAGCAGAGCAAACGCUGAACAUGGUGUCACCUGCCUCCCUGAUUCUUGAAACCAUUCUAUUUCAAAUCGAUGAGCACAAGAUGUUUGUGACUGAGGUCAACUCUCACAGGGAUGACAUCAUCGAGCUGGACAAGACAGGCACACAUCUGAAGUACUUCAGCCAGAAGCAGGAUGUUGUUCUGAUCAAGAACCUACUCCUCAGUGUACAAGGCCGCUGGGAGAAGCUGGUGCAGCGAUCUGUGGAACGUGGUCGUGUGUUGGACGAUGCGAGAAAGAGAGCAAAACAGUUCCAUGAAAACUGGAGUAAAUUGAUGGAGUGGUUGGAUGAAUCUGAGAAGACACUGGACUCGGAAGUGGAAAUUGCCAAUGAGCCGGACAAGAUCAAGAAGCAGCUGUCGCAACACAAGGAGUUCCAGAAGUCUUUGGGAAGCAAGCACUCCGUGUAUGAUACGACUUCGCGAACUGGUCGAGCCCUCAAGGACAAAACCUCACUUCAGGAUGAUAAUCAAAAACUGGACGACAUGCUGAGUGAACUGAGAGACAAAUGGGACACCGUUUGUGGGAAGUCCAUAGAGAGGCAAAACAAACUAGAGGAGGCGCUGCUGUUCUCUGGCCAGUUCAAAGAUGCUCUGCAGGCUCUCAUUGACUGGCUGUACAAGGUUGAGCCUCAGAUGGCUGAAGACCAGCCAGUUCACGGCGAUAUUGACCUCAUUUUGAACCUGAUAGACAACCACAAGGUCUUCCAGAAGGAGCUGGGAAAGAAGACUGUCAGCGUCCAGGCACUCAAACGCUCAGCCAGGGAGCUGAUUGACAGCAGUCACGACGACUCUUCUUGGGUUAAAGUACAGAUGCAGGAGCUGAGCACACGGUGGGAGACGGUGUGCAACCUCUCAGUGUCCAAGCAGGCGCGUCUAGAGCAGGCCCUGUGCCAAGCUGAGGAGUUUCACUCCACAGUUCACAUUUUGCUAGAGUGGCUGGCCGAGGCUGAGCAGAGUUUGCGUUUCCAUGGCAGCUUACCUGAUGAUGAAGAGGCUCUACGUGCACUCAUUGACCAGCACAAGGAGUUUAUGAGGAAACUAGAAGAAAAGCGAGUUGCUCUGAAUAAAGCCAUUAGCCUGGGUGAGGCUAUUCUGAGCAUAUGCCAUCCUGACUCUAUUACAACAAUCAAACACUGGAAUACGAUCAUUAAAGCCCGGUUUGAAGAGGUGCAAGCCUGGGCCAGGCAGCACCAGCAGCGACUGGCCACAGCUCUCAGUGAGUCCUUAGCCACUCAGGACUUGCUGGAGAACCUCCUGACUUGGCUGCAAUGGGCCGAGUCGAACCUGAGUGACAAAGACAAAGAACCUCUCCCGCAGGAGAUCCAAGAGGUGAAAAAUCUCAUCGCAGAACACCAGGCUUUCAUGGAGGAAAUGACCAGAAAGCAACCAGAUGUUGACAAAAUCACAAAGACACACAAAAGAAAGGCUGCUUUGGAGCCUCAGAUCCACUCUCAAAUCCCCGUGCUGGACAAAGGACGAGCUGGAAGAAAACGUUCUCCCACACAAACCAUGUAUGCAUCAGCGACACAAGCACCCAUCGAAACAAAAAACCCACGAGUUAACCUGCUGGUCAGUAAAUGGCAGCAUGUGUGGUUGCUGGCUCUGGACAGGAGGAGGAAACUCAACGAUGCUUUGGACAGAUUGGAGGAGUUGAAAGAAUUCGCCAACUUUGACUUUGAUGUGUGGCGGAAGCGCUACAUGCGUUGGAUGAACCACAAAAAGUCUCGCGUCAUGGACUUCUUCCGACGCAUCGAUAAAGAUCAGGAUGGCAAAGUAACAAGACAAGAGUUCAUCGAGGGUAUCCUGUCCUCUAAAUUCCCGACUAGUCGACUAGAGAUGAGCGCCGUGGCUGAUAUAUUUGACCGGGACGGUGACGGCUACAUCGACUACUACGAGUUUGUGGCGGCGCUUCACCCCAACAAGGAUGCCUACAAACCUCUGACAGAUGCUGACAAGAUUGAAGAUGAGGUGACACGCCAAGUCGCCAAAUGCAAAUGUCCCAAGCGAUUCCAGGUGGAGCAAAUUGGUGCCAACAAGUACAGGUUUUACCUUGGAAACCAGUUCGGAGAUUCCCAGCAGCUUCGCCUAGUACGCAUCUUGCGCAGCACCGUGAUGGUGCGUGUGGGUGGAGGCUGGAUGGCGCUGGACGAGUUCCUGGUGAAGAACGACCCCUGUCGAGCCAAAGGCAGGACCAACAUGGAGCUACGAGAGAAAUUUAUGGUCCCCGAAGGCACCACGCAAGUUAUGGCAAGCUUCCGUUACCGGGGACGACGCUCUCGGCCCUCCUCGCCUAACAGGUCAAUGUCCAGCCAAAGCUGUGUCAUCCCGUCCAACCCGGCAGUAAACAGCACACCGAAGACAUGCCAACACAUAAGCCGCAAUUAUGAUAAGCCAUGGCUUACAAACAGCAAACCCUCCACUCCAAUUAAAUCAUCCGACUCCUUCGGGAGCCCAGGUUCAUCCGCAGAGACGACACCAGUUCAAGGCAGCAAGUUGCGUCUUCCUGGCUACUUGUCGGGAAAAGGAUUUCAGUCUAGCGACGACGGAACGUUGAUCAAUGCUGCCAUUCUCAAAGCUCGCGGGCAGACGCUAGAAUCCAGGAAAAGCUCGAGCCGACCCGGAAGCAAAGCAGGAAGCAGAGGCAGCAGUCGUAGAGGCAGCGAUGCCUCUGACUUUGACAUCUCAGACAUCCAGUCGGUGUGUUCGGAUGCGUCGGAGACAGUCGGGGAUGGCCCGCGGACCAUGCCGCGCUCACUGGCCCGCCAUCAUGGAGGGAAACCCUCCAAGAUUCCCACACCGCAGAGAAAAAGCACUUCCACGAGCAAACUUGCCAAGGGAUCCAAGCGAUAG